This is a messenger RNA of Plasmodium gallinaceum, 2337 nucleotides long. Its product is annotated as glutamate--tRNA ligase, putative. The transcript has a single exon. Gene Ontology annotation, biological process: glutamyl-tRNA aminoacylation; translation. Lineage: Eukaryota; Apicomplexa; Aconoidasida; Haemosporida; Plasmodiidae. Gene Ontology annotation, molecular function: ATP binding; glutamate-tRNA ligase activity. Gene Ontology annotation, cellular component: methionyl glutamyl tRNA synthetase complex; cytoplasm; cytosol. Bases 1 to 2337 code for a protein of 778 amino acids. The record is from RefSeq and is a predicted model, not a curated record.
AUGAAAGAAUUUAAUAAAUUAAAUAUUUAUUACGGUAAAAAAUACCCUUUUGCAUGUAAAACAGUUUAUAAUAUAUAUAUAAACAAUAUAAGAAAACAUAAGUUGAAUAUUGAAAAUAUAGAAGAAAAGAUACAAUUUUUAAAUGAUGAAAAAGUAGAGGAAAUAAAAGUAGAAUUUUUAAAUGACAAUUCAUCUGAUACAAAUUAUAUAUUAAGUAGGGAUAAAAUAUUUGCAAAAAAUUUAGAUCAUAUAUUGAAGACAAAUUUAUAUUAUAUUUUAUGUGAAAAUAAAAAAAACAAAGUUCUGAAUGCAUAUGUUCAAACUCAAUAUGAUGAAUGGAUUGACUUUUUUAGAUAUAAAAAUUUACAAAAAGAUAUAGUAAGUAUAUGUGAAUAUAUUGAUAGGCAUUUGCAUUUAAAUACAUUUAUAUCAUCUCAUUUUUUAACUUUGUCUGAUUUAUAUGUAUUUUAUGAAAUGUAUAAAUAUUUUAACGUAAAUAGUUGCUAUUUUAUAAAGUACUCUAAACAGUACAAAAAUAUAAAUAGAUGGUUUAAAUUAAUAAAUUGCCUGCUGAAUUUUGAAGACAAUGAAUUAAGAAAUCAUUUAAAAGAAGAAAGUGAAUUGAAGAUAUCAGAUACAACAAAAGAUAAUGGAAAUCAAGGAAUAAAACAGAAAAAUAUAUCUACUUCUUAUUCAGGAAAAUUAGAAAAUGCAGAAGUAGGAAAAGUAGUAACUAGAUUUCCACCUGAACCAUCAGGUUAUUUACAUAUUGGUCAUGCAAAGGCAGCAUUUUUAAAUAGUUAUUAUGCAAAUAUGUAUAAUGGAAAAAUGCUUUUACGAUUUGAUGAUACUAAUCCAAUACUAGAAGAUAUUAAAUAUGAAAAAUCUAUUAUGGAAGAUUUGCAAAAUUUAGGUUUAAAGUAUGAAAAAAUUUCGUACACAUCUGAUUAUUUUGAUUUAUUAGAAGAUUACUGUGUAAAAUUAAUAAGAAUGAAUAAGGCAUAUGCAGAUGACACAAACGUAGAAGAUAUGAGAAAUCAAAGAGGAGAAGGUAUUGAAUCUGUAAAUAGGGAAAAUUCUAUUGAGAAAAAUUUAGAAUUAUUUGAAGAAAUGAAAAAAGGAACAGAAAUUGGUCAAAAAAAUUGUAUAAGAGCAAAAAUAAAUAUGCAAAGUAAAAAUAAGUGUAUGAGAGAUCCCGUUUUAUAUAGAUGUGUAGUGGAUGUUCCACAUCAUAAACAUCAUUUUAAAUAUAAAUGUUAUCCAACCUAUGAUUUUGCAUGUCCAAUAAUAGAUUCUAUAGAAGGUGUAACACAUGCUUUAAGAACGAACGAAUACAGUGACAGAAUUGAACAAUAUAAUUGGGUUAUAUCUACUUUGCAACUAAGAAAAGUGUCUAUUUAUGAAUUUAGUAGAAUAUCAUUUGUUAGAACGGUUAUGUCUAAAAGAAAAUUAAAAUGGUUUGUUGAAAAUAAUGUUGUUGAUAGUUGGUUGGAUCCUCGUAUGCCUACCAUAAAAGGUAUAUUAAGAAGAGGGUUAACUAAAGAAGCAUUAUUUCAGUUUAUUUUAGAACAAGGCCCAUCUAAAUCAGGAAAUUUAAUGCAAUGGGAUAAACUGUGGUCUAUUAAUAAACAAAUAAUAGAUCCAAUUGUACCUAGAUAUGCUGCUGUUGAUAAAAAGAAAGCUGUUUUAUUAACAUUAAGUGAUUUGAAAAGUGAUAUAAUUGAAAAACAAAGAGACUUACAUAUGAAAAAUAAAUCAUUAGGUACAUGCAAAAUGUAUUAUACUAACAAGUUUUUGAUUGAACUAGAAGAUGCAACAACAUUAUGCGAAAAAGAAGAAAUUACUUUAAUAAAAUUAGGUAAUGUUAUUAUUACUAAUAUUAUUAAAAAUGAAGAAAAUAUAAAAGAAAUAAUAGCUACUUCUAAUUUUCAAGGUGAUUUUAAAACUACAAAAAAGAAAAUUCAUUGGCUACCUUAUAUUAUUGAAAAAUUAAUUACAUGCACUUUAUAUGAAUACGAUCAUUUAAUAACAGUUGAUAAAUUUGAAAGUGAUGAUAAAAAUGAUUGGAAAAAUUUUAUUAACUAUAAUAGUAAAUUUGAAACAACGGUAUAUGCUGAUCCUGCUAUAACUUCUCUAAAAGUUUCAGAUAAGUUACAGUUUGAAAGGAGAGGCUAUUUUAUAGUUGACCAAGUGUGUAACAAUCAACUUCAUUUAAUUAAAAUUCCUGAUGGAAAAUCAAAAAAUAUGUCUAUAAUUGGCACAAAAGUAGAUCCUAAAAGCUUGGCUGGAACUAAAGAUAAGGUUAUUAAUACUUGUGAAAAAAAAAAAAAAAAAUAA